CCGCCGGAGCCCCGGAUGGUGCGUGUGAGGGCCCACGAGCUAGUGGAGCGCGCCGCGCCGCUCCUGACAGACUGACAGACUCCCCCCUCCCCCUGAAGCCCCCUGGUUUUGCUGACUUAAAAGGAAAAAGAAGAGGAGCUUUCUAAUUCAAGGGCAGAGGAUUUGGCUAGUUGAAGUAGUCUUCCUUCAUAAUCUGAUCAGGUGCUACUGCAGCAGCUGGUCUAAAUAAUGAUAUCUCAGUGAUGCACCAUGCCAAUUGUUGAUAAGUUAAAGGAAGCUUUGAAACCUGGUCGGAAGGAUUCAACAGAUGAUGGCGAUCUGGGGAAGCUUUUGGCUUCUUCUGCAAAAAAAGUCCUUCUACAGAAGAUAGAGUUUGAGCCUGCAAGCAAGAGUUUCUCUUACCAGUUGGAGUCCCUAAAGAGCAAAUAUGUGCUGUUGAAUCCCAAAACAGAGGGUUCUAGUCGCCACAGAAAUUGUGAGGAGACACAGAUCAGGAGACAGGGCAGUGAUCAUGGGUUUGAAAACUGUAGCGAUGGCAUUCCUGCCCCACAGAAAGUUCUCUUCCCUAUGGAUAGGUUAUCUUUGAAAUGGGAGCGAAUUUACCGAGUUGGAGCAGGUCUCCAUAAUCUAGGUAACACCUGCUUCUUGAACUCCACCAUACAGUGUUUGACCUACACACCCCCUCUAGCCAACUACUUGCUGUCCAAGGAACACACUCGGAACUGUCACCAAGGAGGUUUUUGUAUGCUCUGUGUUAUGCAGAAUCACAUGAUUCAAGCCUUUGCGAAUAGUGGUAAUGCUAUCAAGCCAGUCUCCUUUAUCCGAGACUUGAAAAAAAUUGCUCGGCACUUCCGCUUUGGAAACCAGGAAGAUGCACAUGAAUUUCUUCGGUACAUUAUUGAUGCUAUGCAAAAGGCCUGCUUGAAUGGCUAUACAAAAUUAGAUCGUCAGACACAGGCAACUACUUUGGUCCAUCAGAUUUUUGGAGGUUAUCUCAGAUCUCGUGUUAAAUGUUCAGUAUGUAAGAGCGUCUCUGAUACCUAUGACCCCUAUUUGGAUGUUGCACUGGAGAUCAGGCAAGCUGCAAAUAUUGUACGCGCCUUGGAGCUAUUUGUAAAACCAGAUGUCUUGAGUGGAGAAAAUGCUUACAUGUGUGCAAAAUGCAAGAAAAAAGUGCCAGCCAGUAAGCGCUUCACAAUUCAUAGGACAUCCAAUGUCUUAACUCUUUCCCUAAAGCGCUUUGCAAAUUUCAGUGGGGGUAAGAUCACCAAGGAUGUAGGAUAUCCAGAAUUUCUCAAUAUACGACCAUACAUGUCACAAAGUAAUGGUGACCCUAUCAUGUAUGGAUUAUAUGCUGUACUUGUCCAUUCAGGUUAUAGCUGCCAUGCUGGACAUUAUUACUGUUAUGUGAAGGCUAGCAAUGGGCAGUGGUACCAAAUGAAUGAUUCUUUGGUCCAUUCUAGUAAUAUCAAAGUAGUCCUCAACCAGCAAGCUUAUGUUUUGUUCUAUCUCAGAAUUCCAGGUUCUAAGAAAAGUCCUGAGGGUCCCAUUGCAAAAACUGCCUCUGUCCUUCCUAGCCGAGCAAACAGUGUGGUUCCUGAACACAUCAAGAAAAAUAUUAGUAAUGGUGUUGUCUCCUCACCACUAAUUGGAAAGAAAUUGGACUUGGUAUCAAUGAAAAAACAGCAUACAGCAGAAGAAAAUGGUGUCCCAGUUUCCAGAAAUAGCUUUAUGAUAGGGUCUAAAUCACAGAAUGGAAAUGUUCAACUAAAGCUGCCCUUGGGGUCCCUGUCCCCAAAACUUUCAGCAAAGCCCAUUCAUGGACCCGUCAUACUGGAUAAACUGGGGAAAAAAGUCAAGAAGCCUCUCUCCCUGCAACACCUUUCUCCAUCACUAAAAGUAUCUCACGGGUUAAAUGGCACCAGCAGCUUAAGUAGCACUAAACUUGAGAGCCGUAGACAAGGCUCAUGGGAGAACAAGAAUGCUAUGCUAGCUACCUCACCUAAGCUCCUGCCUGAAGUGACUGUCAAUGGCCAUGGGCCAAAGGGUAAUGGUGAGUGUUCAGAUCCCAAGAGGAAGGAUUCCAUCAGUUCCAGCCCUGAGUAUUCUGCCAGUAGUGAGACAGCCAGGGGGCCCGAGACCCCGAAGAAUGGAGUUGGCUGUUUCUAUACUUCUCAGGAAACAGACUAUUCUGCUGGUGAGCGUACCAAAGAGCCACCUGGUGGAGAGGAUUCUAAGAUGGUGAAGUUAAAGUCCCCUGUUCUGACCAAUACUGCCACUGAGCCUACAAGCAUCAUGUCCCCCCCACCAGCCAAAAAACUGGCCCUUUCUUCCAAGAAGGCCAGCACCCUACGGAGGGCGACCGGCAAUGACCUCCAUUCACCUCCCCAUUCAUCAUUCGCUGACCACACCUACCCCACGAAAAUCACCCACCCUGCCUCCGCCUCUUCUUGGCCUGUCAGUAAAAUCAGGGCUGUUUCACCUCCCAAAUCAUCAAGUCCUUUGAAGUCUUCCUUCAAUUCCUAUUCAAUCAAAGCUUCACCACUCCUGUCCAGCUUUAGGCCUUCAGGGAUGACCGAACCACAUAGCUGCUCCUUUGCCUCUAAUCCCCUGCCUCAGGUAAAUGGGGACAACAUGUCCUCUUCUCACCAGCAGCAGGGGACCAGUAAUAUCCCUCAAAGCUUCUCCAAAAAGAGAAGGAAAAAGCAUGUAAGUGAAGAUAGAUCAUACAGAAAUCCAGAAGAAGAAAUCUCACAGGGAAAUGGAGAGGCAGCAGCUGACCUUUCUCAUGUAAAGAAAAAGAAGAAGAGGAAGCAUACAGAAGAAAAUCAUAGAUCUUGGACAGAAGUUGCUACAUCUCUUACACAGGAAGAACAAAUACAGAGAUCAAUUUGGAAUAGAGGGUUAGGAAGGAAAUAUGGGUUAGAUGUGACUGUUGAUAGGGUGGAGGAAGAGAAAAAUCAAGAGAUGAAUGGGAGUCACAUAGGAGUUGUGACUGAUGCCCAUUUUUGCAAAAAGAAAAAGGAGAAAAAAAGAAAGAGAAUGGAAGAAUGUAAUGAGGAACAUUUUCACUAUCAGAAAUCAUCUUUGGACAGGGAUGAGCCAGAGUCUGUUAUAGAGUCUCCAAGGAAAAAGAAAAAAAAGAAAAGAAAGCAAAAUUCAGAACAGGAAGUAGAAGAGAACGAGCACCAAAAACACCAGAGAAAGGACUGCCAAAGUGAUCACAAGGUCAUCCUUAAAGAAAACAGUGUUUGCAAGGACAGCAAUCAGUCUCCAGUUGUGAAUGGCCAGCAUCCUGGAAAUAUUGCUUCAUAUUUGUUUUUGGAGAAGAAACAGGCUCCUUUUCAGCUCUGGAAUAAAGAGAAAGAAUCUAAUGUAGUCCAGGAAUUGCUCAAGUAUUCAUCUGAUAAAGCUUAUGGGAAAAAAGUUUUGACUUGGGAUGGCGAGGUGUCAGCCAUCAGCCAGGAUGCUAUUCAGUAUAGUAGACUGGCCCAGAAUGAGACAGUGAUUGAUGAUUGGGACAAAGAAUUUGAUUCUGGGAAGGAAAAGAAAAUAAAGAAGUUUAAACGAGAGAAGAAAAGAAACUUCAAUGCCUUCCAGAAACUUCAGAGCAGGCGGAACUUUUGGUCUGUAACCCAUCCAGCUAAAGUUACAAGCCUCAGCUACCGCCGCUGAACCCUGCUACUACUAAGAAAGCUUCCAGGAAAAAAAGCAUCACUCUGUGAGCUGUAGCUGCCUGUCUGUUGGAUCUAAAGAACAGAUGUUGUGGACCUUAAAUAACCCUGCUAUUCCAAGAGUAUUUAUAUUGUGAGCUUACGUUGGCAGGAGAAGUCUCCCUCCACUGCUUUACAGAUCAUCCUGGAAUAGAGUCUUAUGGACCAUUAUUUUACAAAAAGGAAAGAUUUUUAAGGCUUAAAGUUUGGUGACUUCAAAAAUGGAUUGUAGAAAAAUUCAGAGUCUGAUAGUACUACAGAAAUGACAGUUUAGUGGGCUCAGGGUGUGAACUGAACUGAAUGUAGUUUAAGUGAAUGUAAGACAGAGAUUCUUCCACAGCAAAAGAAAUGUUGAAUCCAGCCAAAGAAGAUCUAGAUACUGGUGUGUACAAAAUAUGCAAGAUGAAGGGACGGAUCAGGUAGUUUCAUGAAAACUAGCAUCUCCUCCCAUUGUAUCCUAAAGGAAACCUAAUGUCAGGAACUUUAAGGAGGGGACACACCUGAAAUUUGGUAACUUUCGUGGUGAAAAAUCAUCUGUACUAAAACUGCUGGCAUUUUUAUAUGCUUCUGCUCACUGUCUUUAUUUUUGGUUGUGGAGCUGGCAUUUCUCUGAACCUGAGUGAUUGGUCUGUGCCUCUCCUGUCCAUCUUGAUGCAGUAAGCAGGACUACUGCAGUAUUUCUCCUUUGAAAUGGAGGCUUCAGUUAAUAUUUCUCUUUUUCCUUGAAAAUUGCUGCUAUUGAUAUCUUUAUAGAGUAAAAAGCUGAUUUUCUGUAAUCUGAGCUUGUAAUGAGCUGGAAUUAUCUGCCCUUUGCUUCUAAGGAUGCUAUUUUUCUUGCUCCAAUGUGACUGUGAUGUAGUUUACCUUACAGCUGCAAUGACCCAUUGAGGUGGUGGUCUUGGGGGUGAAAUUCUUCUCUUUUACUUUCAUAUUUGGUAGAAGAAAAUGUACUUAUUACCAGGCCAGUGGUUAACCUAUGUUCCUUUUGCCCUUUUUUUUGUAGUACACACCCAUUUUGAUACUCUUUAUAGACGACCUUGGUUUAGAUGAUACCCAAUAUUAUUUACUGUGCCUUUAACAUUAACAGUUUGAGAAGUAUGGAAAAUUCACUUUAUCUGGCAUUUUAAGAAAACUUCCAUUAUAGGAAGGAAGAGGAAAGGUGAUAGAAAUUUCACAUUGAGUAUCAAAUGGAAAAUUUCCAUGUGGCUUAAAUUCAUUCCAACAAGUGAUUCUUUUGCAUGGGACCUAUUGUUAUUUAUGUUUGUGCCACUUUCUUCUUAAAUUAACUUUGCAUUACACUCUGCUAUUACCUUUGUUGGUGUUUUAAUGUUGAAUGUGUGGAUAGAAACUGCUUUGGAGAAAUUAACAGCAUUGUCUAGACCUUUAUUUUUUUAAUGGGCUCAUUCAUUCAACAAUCAUUUAUUAAGCAGCUACUAUUUGCAGAACACUGUUUGAGAAUAACAAUACAUAUAGUAUAUUCUCAUCAGCUAUUUCAGGUCUUGAGAAAACAGAAUUGUAGGGUUUGCUAAUGCUAAUUAGAGAAUUUUUUGCUCUUCUCUCAAGAGUGCUUAUUUCUGAAUAUUGAUUUAUACUUCAUUCUUAUGAAAAGAAGACACAGUCAUCAGUGUUCUGUAGCUUAAUUAUCUAUUGCCAUGAUGGAGAAGAAGCAGCAGCUUUUUUUUUCAGCAAUCACUUCUUCUUUAUGUUGAAAUUUACUUCUUUACAGAAUAUCUCAAGCUAUUUCCCUCUAAUGUCCUAUAGUUGAAAAAGAAAAUUUGAGUAUUCUACUGGCAUAGUAUCCUCUUUAUUUUUUUCUCCUUUAUCUCAUUCUCUACUCCUAAACCCCCUCAUUUUUCCCUUCCAUAUUAUAAUUAUGACAUCUUUUCCCCAUACAGUCUUUGAAUAUAUAUAUGUGUGUGUAUAUAUAUGUGUAUACACACACACACACACACACACACACACAUACAUAUAUAUGACUUUCCAAAGCAUUUUAUCAUUGUCCAAAUGUAGACUAGCCAUUUCCUUUUAUAAAACAUGAUUAAACAAAUUGGGAGAGGGAAGGGAUAGUGCCCAGAAAUAAUUUCAUAUACAAACUCUAGGAUGACAUGUACAUAUAUACAUAUCUAUAAAUAUACAUACAAACAUAUAUACAUAUAUAUAUUAAAACUUUUAUAAUAGCAGUCAUUCAACUGACUUAGAAUGUGGAUUUUAUUUAACUUUGCAUUUAAGAGAUGAGUUGGAAUAGUGUAAGAUCUGUACUGUAAAGACUAUCCUCUUUGAGUGAUCAAGUAUAAUAUCACUCAAAAUGAAUUACCAUUGAUCAGCUUGUUUUAUUAACCUGGACUCCAUUUUGACAAUUUUUAAAGUCUUAUAUUUAAUGGUUGUAUAUUCUCUCUAAUGUAUGUGUGUGGAUAGAAAUGUCAUCUUGUAUUUUGCACCUCCUGCUGAAGGGUGCUCGGUAGCCUCAGAUAUUGCCAAGAUCAUGGUGCAAUAAAAUAAUGAAUUUUUGUGAGUUU
This is a messenger RNA of Sarcophilus harrisii (Tasmanian devil), 6229 nucleotides long. RefSeq names its product ubiquitin specific peptidase 36 (gene USP36). Gene Ontology annotation, molecular function: cysteine-type endopeptidase activity; cysteine-type deubiquitinase activity. Lineage: Eukaryota; Metazoa; Chordata; Mammalia; Dasyuromorphia; Dasyuridae. Gene Ontology annotation, cellular component: cytosol; nucleus. The record is from RefSeq and is a predicted model, not a curated record. The transcript is spliced from 21 exons. Gene Ontology annotation, biological process: regulation of apoptotic process; protein deubiquitination. The coding region runs from base 250 to 3675 and encodes 1141 amino acids.